AUGGCCGAUGGUACUCGCUAUCUGGACCACCCUGUCGGAGAUCUCUACCUCAACUCUCUCAUACCGAAAGAAACCGCCGCCGACGCCAUACUCUUGAACACGCUCCUGCGCCAAUUCUCCGCCAAAGACUCGAAUACACCUACACCGUCCAAUCCGAUCCCACGGGCCAAUCUGCUAGGGAUGUUCUCUCAGAAUCACCAGCAGGGCCCCAACUCCCGCAUCAAUGGGGGCCACGGCGGCCGGGGCAUCCCAAUGCUGUACAACUACCAACAGCAGCAACAGCAACACCACCAGACUCACCUCCAGCACCACCAAGCUGCCCAGGCCGAACAUGCUGCGCACAAUGGCAAUGGAGGCGUAAUGGGCCACCACUCGGCCUUCUCCUCCGGCGUCAUGGGGAAUUCUAGCCCGUACAGCAGCAAUGCUAUGCAAAACGGGCAAGGAGGAGCCACGCGAGGAGGACAAGCACAACAAAUCACUGAACAUUGGGCGGAGCAGCUCCGACUCUACGAGGAGUCCAAGCAAGCCCACCGUGCCAUGACCGAACAGAACCAGCCGCACUACUACGCCAGACUAAAGGCUUCAGAGAACCGUGGCAUUGCCGGGCCUCCGCCAUCUUCGGGCAAGAACGGCGACGACGAUGCGGACGAUAGGAGACGACCAUAUAGCGUAGAGAAGAAUAAGGAACGGCAGAACUGGCACAACAUGGACCUCAGCGGCCAGGGACUGCGUAAUCUCGCACCCGCUCUUUUCCGCUACCAGUUCCUCCACGACCUCUUCAUCGCCUCCAACAGGCUUCAGAGUCUCCCUCCCGCGAUCGGCCAGUUGCGCCAGCUCCGUUACCUCAACAUGUCGUUCAACCAGAUCAAGAUUCUCCCCCCAGAACUCGGCAUGUGCACCUACCUCAACCAGCUACUCCUCUUCGACAAUCAAAUCCAGACACUCCCCUUCGAGCUCGGCUCUCUACACUUGCUCGACGUUCUCGGCAUCGAGGGCAACCCCAUCGACCCGGACAUGAAACAGGAAAUCAUGGAGAAGGGCACCAAGAGCCUGAUCAACCUCCUCAAGGAGCAAGCCCCUAUUCCGAUGCCGCCCAACCCGAGAAAGCUCAUUACUGUACAAGAAGAUGUUUCGCCUACUUUGGAAAAGGUCAGAGUCUUUUCUUGGAACGUCUUGUGCGACAAGUACGCGACACCGCAAACGUACGGAUACACGCCCACGGGCGCAUUGAACUGGGAAUACCGGAAGGACUGCAUUUUCAGCGAAAUGAGAGAGAAGGACGCGGAUCUGCUGUGCCUGCAGGAGAUUUCGACGGAGGCGUUCAAGGAAGAGUUCAGCCCGGAACUGGCACAGAUGGAUUACAAGGGUGUGCACUGGCCCAAGACUCGCGCGAAGACCAUGGCGGAGAAGGAUGCACAGGGUGUGGAUGGUUGCGCCACUUUCUACAAGGCCAGCAAGUGGAUCUUGCUCGACAAGCAGGUCAUCGAAUUCGCCGCCAUCGCCAUCAACCGGCCGGACAUGAAGAAUCAACACGACGUCUUCAACCGUGUUAUGCCAAAGGACAACAUCGCCGUUGUGGUAUUCCUCGAAAGCCGAGCUACCGGCGCACGCAUCAUCCUAGUCAACGGACAUUUGGCCUGGGAGUCUGUGUUGGCGGACGUCAAGUUGAUCCAAACGGGUAUCUUGAUGGAGCAAGUCACAAAGUUCGCCGAGAAGUACGUUCGCUGGCCAGCACUCAAGGACAAGAAGCCCAUCGUCUUCUCUGCUACUGGCAAAGACGGCGAUGAGCCAGCGCCGCCGCCGGCUAAGGAACCGGGGCCCAGCCAAGAGUAUCGCAACAAUACCGACAUUCCCCUCCUCGUGUGCGGUGACUUCAACUCAACCGGAGACAGCUCGGUCUACGAGCUAUUGUCUAUGGGACGCGUUCCUCCCAAUCACCAAGAGCUGUCAUCCUUCCAGUAUGGUAGCUUCACGAGGGACGGUAUUGAGCACCCUUUCAGCUUGCGGGAUGCCUAUGCCCACAUCAAGAACACCCCCGACGAGAUGCCCUUCACCAACUACACGCCUGGCUUCUCAGAUGUCAUUGAUUAUCUGUGGUAUUCCACCAACACAUUGGAAGUGGUGGAUCUGCUUGGCCCGCCCGAUCCCGAAUACCUCAAGCGGAUGCCGGCGUUCCCCAACUACCACUUCCCGGCCGACCACAUUCAGAUUAUGGCCGAGUUUGUCAUCAAAGCUAGAAAGGAUAAGAAAUCGCCGCACCCGGAACCGGAUUUUGGAUCAGGAAGCGGGCAAGGCCGGUAG
Colletotrichum abscissum is the source of this 2301-nucleotide messenger RNA. RefSeq names its product endonuclease/Exonuclease/phosphatase. Gene Ontology annotation, molecular function: poly(A)-specific ribonuclease activity; protein binding. Gene Ontology annotation, cellular component: nucleus; CCR4-NOT complex; cytoplasm. The record is from RefSeq and is a predicted model, not a curated record. Lineage: Eukaryota; Fungi; Ascomycota; Sordariomycetes; Glomerellales; Glomerellaceae. Gene Ontology annotation, biological process: nuclear-transcribed mRNA poly(A) tail shortening. The transcript has 2 exons. The coding region runs from base 1 to 2301 and encodes 766 amino acids.